GGCGUGCCAAAAGGGUGGCGCCUGUUUUCGUGGUGGCGGCGGCGGAGGCGGCGGGCGCGGGUAGGGGCUGGUUUUGAGUUUGUUGUUGCAGAAACAGGAAGAAGGCGGAGAAGAUUUUGCUGCAUGAAUUGGCCAUGCGCCACGGGAGGAAUCUGAAGAGACCGGAAAAGCUUCUCAUUUCCUCCCAGACAUUAUAGGUUAUAAACCCAAGUUGUACUUGGAUGGAAUACAUCAGCCUCCUGAAACAAUGCAUUCUGGGGGUAGUGGGGGAUCCCUCACGAGGACUAUUCCACAUCAGGUGAAGGAGGAACCAGAAGAGACCUUGGCCCAGCACUGGGAAGUUCAAUGGCAGGAAUUCCUAAGGACAGUGAAGUCUCCUUCUCUGAGCUGGGGGGAACCACAUUUGCCAGGGCCCACCCCAUGGGAGGAUGCAAAGGCCUUCCUGGCUUCCUUUGAGCAAGUGGCUGAAGCCUGCCAGUGGCCCAAGGAAGAGUGGGCAGCCCGACUCCUGCCAGCCCUGAGUGGAGAAGCCGAGCAGGCCUUUGACAGGAUGGAAGCCAGAGACCGGGUGGACUAUGGGAAGGUGAAGGCAGCCAUCUUGCGCGGGGAUGCCAUGAGCAGGGAGAAACUGCGCCAGCACUUCAGGCAUUUCCACUACCAAGAGGCUGAGGGACCAAGAAGGGCUUACAGCCGACUACGAGAACUUUGCUGUUGGUGGCUGAAAGUGGAGAGAUGUACCAAGGAACAGAUUUUGGAGCUGCUGAUCCUGGAGCAGUUUGUGACCAUCCUUCCCCAGGAAAUGCAGAGCUGGGUUAGGGAACACAGCCCAGAGACCUGCGCCCAGGCGGUGGCCCUGGCCGAGGAUUUCCUACUGAGGCAGCAAGAGGCCCAGCGACAGGGAAGACAGAUGGCAUUUGAGGAAGUGACAGUGAGUUUCGAGGAGGCCAGCCAAGGUCUGUCUGACAUUGUGCAGAGGCAGCUGUUUGUGGAGACCAAGCAGGAAGAUGGCAAUGGAGGGGUCAGCCCCUUGGUAGACAAAGGAUGGAUGAUUACAGAUGAGGAGGAAAAAUCUGUGCCGGAAGAUUUGGAACUGGUGGGACCACGUGGGACCGCAACAUGGAAAGUAAAAGAAAAUCUUUCUCUGUGCUAUAAGGAGGAAAACAUCCCCACAAAUCUGGAGAUUCCACAGAAAACACACCUGGAGGAGGAGACGGAUGAAUCCAUUCCUCAUGGGGGAUGUUGCAAGGCCGCCAGAGAAACUACAGUCCUGGCAGAAACUGACGCUGAAGGGCCUCUGAUUCCUAAACAUGACCGCUUUUCCUUGCUGAAAGAAGAAGAGGAAGAUCCAUUUGUCCAGAUUUGGGAGGAAGGAGAGAGAGCCAGAGAAGUUGAUGGUAUGCAGGAGAAGGAGAGGAAAGGGGAAAUCCAGGGGAUGUCAUCAGAAAGAGUGGUGUGCAAAGAGUUGAAGGAGAAUUUAUUGGGCAAAGAUGACUCAAAGAUGCAGGAAGGAAACCAAGCAGAGAAUAAGAAGGCCGAAUCGGUUACUUGUCAGGGUGCAGACUUUAACAAAAUCCUGAUCCAAGAAGAAAAAGAAAGAGGAAAGCGAAACAACCAGUGCCUGGAUGCUCACACAAAGGAGAAACCAGAGAACAGCCUCAGUUGUGGGAACAGCUUCACGCAACAACCAAGACUCCACAAUGGGGAGCUAUCCCACACAUGUUUGGAUUGUGGAAAGUGCUUCAAUCACAAAGCAACCCUUAUUUCACAUCAACGAGUCCACAGACGAGAAAAGCUUUAUAACUGUUCCAAGUGCGGGAAAAGCUUUAUUCGUAAAUCUGUCCUCAACAAGCACUUGAGAAUGCACACAGGGCAGAAACCGUUCAGCUGCUCAGACUGUGGCAUCAGUCUGAGUGCUCAGUCGAGCCUUAUUAGGCAUCAGAGAAUCCACACCAGAGAGAAACCAUACAAAUGCUCAGAGUGUGAAAAGAGCUUCAGUCAGAACUCGGACCUCAUUAGACACCAGAGACUCCACACAGGGGACAAGCCCUAUACAUGUUUCGAAUGUGGAAAGAGCUUCAGUUGGGUUGACCGCCUAACUUCGCAUCAGAAAAUCCACACGGGAAAAGAUCCUCCCAGUGGCCAGACUGCAGCCAGGACAUUUGUGAUAAAUCAGGUCUUAUUCAGCACAUGAGAGGCCACGUAGCCGAGAAACCAUGUACAUGCUUGGAGGGUGGAAAGAGCAUCAGUAGGAGUAAUCAAGCACUGGUGCAACAGUGGGCAACUUCACACUCUUACGAGGGGGUGCUGGUGUACCUCUCUUAGGACCCAAGGCAUGGUUAUAAAUCAAGCAGUCCUCCAAUGAAGAAGAAUGGACAACCACAGCUUAAAAUCAGAAUAAAAGUAUAUUUUAUUGAA
Molecule: messenger RNA, 2415 nt
Organism: Hemicordylus capensis (graceful crag lizard)
Lineage: Eukaryota; Metazoa; Chordata; Lepidosauria; Squamata; Cordylidae
Product: zinc finger and SCAN domain-containing protein 31-like
Exons: 6
Coding region: 248-2191 (647 amino acids)
Biological process (GO): regulation of transcription by RNA polymerase II
Molecular function (GO): RNA polymerase II cis-regulatory region sequence-specific DNA binding; DNA-binding transcription factor activity, RNA polymerase II-specific
Source: RefSeq, a predicted model, not a curated record